GUGGGCGUGUCCCCGCCGUGAGGGGGCCGGCGGCGGCGGAGGGCGGGCGGCCGUGGAGCGGCACCGGCCCGGCCAGGCCGGCAGCGAAGCCGUUCUCUGCAGUGGCUGGUAGGGAGCCACCGGACCAGCGCAGGCACCUCGCUCCGUCCCUGGGCAGCAGCUGCCUGCUCGGCGCCAGGGCAGCGGGAGGACUUUCGGUUCGACCCAGCACCGCUCCCGCCCGCGCAGAGGACCCGGCUCUGGACGCCAGUCAGUAAUGAUGAAUGGUUCCGACCUCGCCAGUACGACGGCGUCCAGUCCCAAAUCCAAAGAGGACCAAGUAGUGAAUGGCCACGAUGAAAAGGAAAACAACCCCUUUGCAGAGUACAUGUGGAUGGAGAACGAAGAGGACUUCAACAGACAGGUGGAGGAGGAGCUGCAGGAGCAGGAGUUUCUCGACCGCUGCUUCCAGGAGAUGCUGGAGGAAGAAGACCAGGACUGGUUCAUUCCAUCGCGGGACCUGCCCCAGGGCAUGGGGCAGCUGCAGCAGCAGCUGAACGGGCUCUCGGUGGGCGACGGCCACAGUUCAGAGGACAUCCUGAGCAAAAGCAACUUGAAUCCAGAUGCCAAGGAGUUUGUGCCCGGCGUGAAGUACUGAGCAUCAAGGCAGGCUUUGGAAAGACUGUCCCUGCUCCAGGGGAAGGUGCCGGGGGGGAAGGAGGGAGGGGAUCGGCCCCCGGCUGGACUCUGCACCGUAGCAGAGUUGCUGCAACGUGGCGAAAUCUUGCUCUACGCUUCGAGUACCUUUUUUUUUUUUUGGUUCUUAUUUUUCCUUUUAUUUUUUUUUUUUUUCGUUUUUUUCACACUCUUCUUUUGUAUCGUCUAUCACCUUUUUUUUUUUUGGCAGUUGUUGCUUUCUAGGACUCGCGGCCCUUAGGUCUGUCCUGGAGUCCAGCGCUCCCCCUGCUUCAGAGGCCCAUUUUGACGCGUGCUUCAAACCUGCUAGUGGAAAAGUCAUGUUUUCUUGUUUAAGUAGGAGUUGUAGGGAUCCCCCUGCCCGCCUGCUCCCUCCCCAGAGGCAGCGAGCCUGGGCCGGGAGCCGCGCUGGCUUUCCCUGUUUCUGUUAAACAGGAUUUCUUUCGCUAAAGGAAAGGUGAAGUGUAACAAGACUGUAAACCCUAAAUUCCUCCAAGCAGCAGCCUGCCCCAGCUCUCCGAUAGGUGCUGAACACUAACUCACACGCUUCUCUGCUGGUGGGUGAGAGUCCUGCCCACUUAACCGGUUGCAGGAGCUCUUGGUGGAGAGCAGACCCAUCAGCCAUCACCCCAGCCGUCCAUCCCAAGGGGAGGGGCUGCUCCUACAAAACAUCCUCUCCUUAAAGAAUUUUUCCGCCCCCCCCCCCCCCAGUUCUUGAGUUUAUCCAGCACUACGGGCUGCGGCUCUGAAGCACCUGUACCUUCAUUUCUCAUCAAAAUAAACCCCAGAAAAAUGGC
This is a messenger RNA of Tyto alba (common barn owl), 1472 nucleotides long. RefSeq names its product polyadenylate-binding protein-interacting protein 2B. The transcript has 5 exons. Gene Ontology annotation, molecular function: mRNA regulatory element binding translation repressor activity. Gene Ontology annotation, biological process: negative regulation of translational initiation. Gene Ontology annotation, cellular component: cytoplasm. The coding region runs from base 257 to 637 and encodes 126 amino acids. The record is from RefSeq and is a predicted model, not a curated record. Lineage: Eukaryota; Metazoa; Chordata; Aves; Strigiformes; Tytonidae.